Messenger RNA from Brachypodium distachyon (stiff brome), 2225 nucleotides. RefSeq names its product type I inositol polyphosphate 5-phosphatase 5. Gene Ontology annotation, molecular function: phosphatidylinositol-3,4,5-trisphosphate 5-phosphatase activity; inositol-polyphosphate 5-phosphatase activity; phosphatidylinositol-4,5-bisphosphate 5-phosphatase activity. The transcript has 8 exons. NCBI's taxonomy places the organism in Eukaryota, Viridiplantae, Streptophyta, Magnoliopsida, Poales, Poaceae. The coding region runs from base 139 to 2043 and encodes 634 amino acids. Gene Ontology annotation, biological process: phosphatidylinositol dephosphorylation. The record is from RefSeq and is a predicted model, not a curated record.
UCGCUCUCGCCUUUGCCCGGCCGGAGCGUGCAAGGAGAAAACCAAAAGGAAGGAAGGAAGGAAGGACGACGACAGGGUCGGAUGAGGGUCCAUGCAUCACGCCGUUACCUUGUUUUCAUUUCACCGCGGGCCGGCUGAAUGUCAACCCACAAUCACGGCAAUGUCCCCCGCGACAUCCCCAAGCCUGCCUCCGCCGACGAGCUCGUCCGGAAUGGCAGGAAGAAGAAGUCCUUCAUGUCCAACAUCUUCCGGAAGAAAGGGAGGAGCGGCACCGGGAGCUCGGAGAAGAAGCUGCUCUCCCGCCGAGACAUCGUCUUCGAUUUCGAAGACAAGUGCGGCGAGAGGUCGACGGAUGCGGCGGCGGACGAGUUCUUGGACGCCUCCCCCACAGUCCGCAAAAGCUUUUCAGGUGACUUGCACAAUGAUCAUUUGGACUUUGAGGGUCAACAAUGCAUCGAUGAUGCAAUUGCGUCUCAGAUAUUUGUUUUCUUGAUGUCAGAUCGGCAUUGCACCACGCGAAUCGAGAGCCUGACGCUGAGCUGCCUGGAUUCGGCCAACAGGCAGAACGUCGACACACGGGAAUACCGGGUGUUUGUGGGCACGUGGAACGUGGCAGGGAAGCCUCCCAACAGCAGCCUUGACAUAGACGAUUUCCUGCAGAUAGAAGGGUUACCUGACAUAUACGUCCUAGGGUUUCAGGAGAUCGUCCCUUUGAACGCGGGCAACGUGCUUGUGGUCGAGGACAACGAGCCGGCAGCCAAAUGGCUGGCGCUCAUCUACCAAGCCCUCAACAAGCCCCAACAACAGCAGCAGCAACAGCAGCAACAACAAGACCAGCCGUCCUCCGGAGACGAGCUCUCCCCAACGGAGUCCUCCAUUGCCGCAGCCGCCGCGGCAUCCACUUCCACUUCCACAACCCACCAUUUGCGCCAAAACACGCGUGACCGAGACCCAUCGAUCCCAAAGUCCUCCAGCGGCGGCAGCCUGCUCUUCUUCCACAAGCCGUCCCUCAAGGCCCUGAGCAAGAACUACCGUGUCAACAGCGCCCUUGUCAAGACCUGCACAUGCAUGGCUGACCCUUCCGUCAUGCAGCGCCGCGCACGCGACAUGCGCGACUUCAUCUGCCGCAUCGAGGCCUCCGAUGACCUCGACGCGGCGACGACAACGAUAGCACCCGAAGGCGACCCGAUGACGACGACAAGGGCCGGUGCUGGCAGUGGCAAUGGCAUGAACUACUGCCUGAUCGCCAGCAAGCAGAUGGUGGGGAUCUUCCUGUCGGUGUGGGUGAGAAGGGAGCUGGUGCAGAAUGUGGGGCACCUCCGGGUGGACUCUGUCGGGAGGGGCAUCAUGGGCCGUUUGGGGAACAAAGGCUGCAUUGCCAUGAGCAUGACCUUGCACCAGACAAGUGUGUGCUUCGUGUGCAGCCACCUGGCAUCGGGCGAGAAGGAAGGCGAUGAGGUCCGCCGCAACGCUGACGUCGCCGAGAUCCUCAAGAGCACCCAGUUCCCCAAGAUCUGCAAGGUGCCCGGCCAGCGGAUCCCCGAGAAGAUCAUCGACCACGACCGGAUCAUAUGGCUCGGCGACCUGAAUUACCGCAUCGCGCUGAGCUACGACGAGACGAGGGCGCUCAUGGAGGAGAACGACUGGGACACCUUGCUCGAGAACGACCAGCUGAUGAUCGAGAGGCAGGCAGGGAGGGUGUUCAAAGGGUGGAAGGAGGGCAAGAUCUACUUCGCGCCGACUUACAAAUACAAGCAGAACACCGACUCCUAUGCCGGGGAGACCACGAAAUCGAAGAAGAAUCGGAGGACACCUGCAUGGUGUGACCGGAUACUGUGGCACGGCCAGGGGAUAGAACAGCUGCAGUACAUCAGGGGCGAGUCCAGGUUCUCCGAUCACCGCCCAGUCUGCAGCGUCUUCAUCGUCGAAGCUGAUGUUGAUAACGGGAGCAGGAUCAGGAAGGGUUACUCCACUCUGGAUUCCAGGAUCCACUGCGAGUCACCAUCACCGAUACCACAAAGACACAGCUUCUAUGACUUUUGACUUGUGAUAGUGAACUUUUGUCUAUAUUAUAGAUUACGAGGGUCAGAUAUGUUUGUAGUGAGAGGGCUGAAAAUUGUCAACUUUCAUGCCUAGCACUUGUCUUACUAACUGAAAUGUAAAUGGUGGCUUCUAGCCAAAAUACAACCCCUUGAGUUUUGACACAAGUGGCAAACAGUAGAAAA